This is a messenger RNA of Drosophila ananassae, 1131 nucleotides long. RefSeq lists its product as uncharacterized. The transcript has a single exon. The record is from RefSeq and is a predicted model, not a curated record. Lineage: Eukaryota; Metazoa; Arthropoda; Insecta; Diptera; Drosophilidae. The annotation marks the transcript as partial.
AUGUUCAGGCAAAUUUGGAUCAACAAGCAUCACCGCAACUAUCAACGUAUCGUUUGGAGAGAACAUCCUUCAGCUCCACUUCGACAUUACCAACUCUGCACUGUAACCUAUGGCACUGCGUGUGCACCAUUUCUGGCUGUACGGGUUCUUGAGCAACUGGCCAGAGACUAUCAACAUUUGUAUCCAACUGCUGCGCGCAUUCUCCUUGAAGAUUUCUACGUUGACGACGUUUUAACAGGAACUGACACCGAGGAGAAGCUUCUACAAUACAAACAAGAACUAAUUCAACUAAUGUCAUGUGCUCAACUCGAACUUGGAAAAUGGAUUUCCAACAGCAACCGCGUUGUCGACCCUGAGACAACAAUCACAAACAACACAUCAUACAGUCCACUCGAAACUACGAACAAGGUUUUGGGAAUUCAUUGGCAACCGCAAACGGACACAUUGGCAUACAAGGUAUCUUUGCCCAGCGAGGGAAAGAUUACAAAACGGCAAGUUUUAUCAGACGUAUCUCGCAUUUUCGACCCACUUGGAUUGCUGGCUCCAGUGGUUAUACAAUUCAAAAUCCUGUUCCAAGAACUUUGGGUUCUCAACUUAGACUGGGACAGCCCGCUACCGCUCAGCCUGGAAGAUUGGUAUCUCAAAUGCAAGCACGAUAUCAACACGCUCAAUGAACUUGAGGUUCCACGCUACAUUGGCAAUUCUACUGACACAAUUGAAUUGCACGCUUUCUCGGACGCAUCUAUAAAAGCCUACGCCGCUGCAGUUUACAGUAGAGUCACUCUCCCUGAUGGUAACAUACAGGUUACUCUUAUAGCUGCAAAGACUCGUGUUGCACCUCUCAAAACACAAUCACUUCCACGCCUGGAAUUGUGCGGCGCACUGCUACUAAGUCGAGUCAUCAACUCAGUCAAGGCUGCACUGAAACACUACAACGUCACUGUUUACGCCUGGUGCGACUCUACCAUUGUUUUGGCUUGGCUCUCGCACAUACCUGCCAAACUAAAGACUUUCGUCGCAAACCGCACUGCCGAAAUCCUCAGCAUCAUUCCACGAGAUCACUGGCAACAUGUCAAAUCAGAUGACAACCCUGCUGACUGCGCUUCAAGGGGCAUGCUAGCUGCUGACUUA